CUGCUGGUGCCUGCUUACUUCCUCUUUGCACAUUAGUGAUUUCCUUAUUUACCAAAUGAUAGAAGAGACCUGUGUCAUUACAGAGUGUGUACACUAAAGUGGUGGAGGUUAUAGUUUACAGGCAGAGACACUGUAGUUCAGUGUUUUAGAGAACUGAGAUGUCAGAUCUAGAUCAGAAUUAUGUGAACUUUGCAGAGAAGAGAGGAGAGUACAUAGAGAGGGUGGUGGAAAUCUAUGACAAUGUAGAUGCUGUUAGAGGUCAGGACCUUAAAGAAGUAACAGAAGACAUCAAUGUGAAGAAAAACCUACAGACCAAACACACAGGUGGCACUGCUUGGGGCAGAUGUUUCAGCCUGACUGCAGUAAGUGUGCUGUUGCUGCUGCUGUGUAUUCUCUUGCUGACUGUCGUCACAGUGCUGUUGUUGAAAAACAAUAAACUGGACACAGAAAAGAACCAGUUCCAGUCCAGCUACAACACCAUGAAUACAGAGAGAGAGCGUUUACAGACCAGUAAUGACAAAAUGAGACUCCAGAUAAACCAGUUACAAUUUCAGAAAGACCAGCUACUGCUGCAAAGAGAUCAUUUAGAGCAGCAGAAAUCAAGCCUGAAAAACAUGCUUUUAAAGCUCGGAUGUGGAUUUUUCAGCUCAAGCAUUUACUGCAUAUCUGAUGUAAAGAAAGCCUGGAGUGAAAGCAGACAGGACUGUAUAAACAACGGAGCAGACCUGGUGAUUAUAAACAGCACAGAGGAACAGGAGUUCAUCAGUAAAAGAUUUGGUAACGCUGAAGCUUGGAUUGGUCUGUCUGACACAGAAAUCGAGGGGAAUUUUAAAUGGGUUGAUGGUACACUACUGACAACUUCGUUCUGGUGGAACGGAGAACCCAAUGACUAUGGGGGAAAUGAGGACUGUGCUAUAACAGGUUAUAAAUUUGCUAAAUUUAAUAUUUCAACCUGGGCUGAUUUUCCCUGUGACUUUCCUGGAUUUGGAAUUUGUGAGAUGAAAAUAUUUAACUGAGCACACUGGAGUCAGACACUGUAAUAAAAAAAAAAAAAAAGUUGGAAUUCAAUUACAAAACAACUGUGUGAAACUAAUGUCUGUGUUUCUUUUACAUUUAUUCUCACAAUUGUAUUCCUUAAGUAGCUUGAAUGAUUCUGUGUAAUGGUCUUGUGUAGGCUGAAAAACAAAACUCAAGUCUGUACUUUAACAGCAAAGAAAUUUUUUUUUGGGGACUUUUGGAAUUACAGGAUAAAAAUCUGAUUAAAAAAAAAUGUGCUUAUUUAAAAAAAAAUUUAAUGACUACAUGACUGCUUUCACUAUGCUGUAACUGUGUAUCAGUCUGUUAUUUUAUUAUUGAACCAGUAGCACAAAGUAUUCAGAAAUUCACAUGACUAGAAAUUUUCAUCUUAUCAUGUUUGACUCAGACAAGACUGUUUAUUGUUUUGUCUUUGUUUUGACUAUGCAUGAUUUGGUUUAAAAGAGAACUGGAAAUGAGUAACACAGUGAAUACAGAUUUAUACUGAAGUCAAUACACGUUAAUAGCUUUUGCAAUAAAUGUUAUUAUAUUCAUCAAUUCCUGCUACAAGAAAAAGCAGAAAUUAUUUUACUGUUUUGGAAAAGCUUUUUAUUUUAUUAUUUUAUUAUUCUAUGAAACUUUCUUCUGCAAGAAUUUCUCCUAAUGAAAAAAAAAUUGUUGAGUAAUAGUGUCGUGUUUAUUGGAGAUAAGAGCAGUGAUAUUAGUGGUGUUGCCUUGUAUUUAUUGUAUUUGUUCAA
Molecule: messenger RNA, 1772 nt
Organism: Silurus meridionalis
Lineage: Eukaryota; Metazoa; Chordata; Actinopteri; Siluriformes; Siluridae
Product: C-type lectin domain family 4 member E-like
Exons: 5
Coding region: 159-1016 (285 amino acids)
Biological process (GO): biological process involved in interspecies interaction between organisms
Cellular component (GO): external side of plasma membrane
Molecular function (GO): fucose binding; D-mannose binding
Source: RefSeq, a predicted model, not a curated record